This is a messenger RNA of Suillus discolor, 430 nucleotides long. RefSeq lists its product as uncharacterized. The transcript has a single exon. Bases 30 to 224 code for a protein of 64 amino acids. Lineage: Eukaryota; Fungi; Basidiomycota; Agaricomycetes; Boletales; Suillaceae. The record is from RefSeq and is a predicted model, not a curated record.
GAGUGACGUUAAAUGCAGAUAAAUCUUUCAUGUCCGGAGGAGUCGCUCAUGCCGUCCGAUCGCCCCGUGGCGUGCUGGUGCUGGUCACAGUGGUCGUUGCAGUCACUGUCUCGACGACUGUAGUCGUAGACGUGGGAGUGAUUGCAAUCGAAGUUGUCACGACGUCGGUGACUACGAUUGUAUUGGCUUUUGCGAUGGCAGCUUGUGAAGAGAUCAACAGGUAGGUUGUGCCGACAGAGAUAGACGUUGACGCGGGAUUGUGGAAAGACUGGCUGAUGGAGGGAGGGAUAACCGCAGAAGUCAGUUGCGCAGUUGUGGCAGUACUGACGCCCCCAGGGUCUGCAGGUGCAGUCAAAACGGUCGGUAUGGCCAACGCUGUCAUAGAAAGCAGAAUCACUAAUGCCAUCCUGCAGAGGGGGUAUCACUCUUC